Molecule: messenger RNA, 2856 nt
Organism: Williopsis jadinii
Lineage: Eukaryota; Fungi; Ascomycota; Saccharomycetes; Phaffomycetales; Wickerhamomycetaceae
Product: hydantoinase
Exons: 1
Coding region: 1-2856 (951 amino acids)
Biological process (GO): glutathione metabolic process
Cellular component (GO): cytosol
Molecular function (GO): 5-oxoprolinase (ATP-hydrolyzing) activity
Source: RefSeq, a predicted model, not a curated record
AUGUCGUAUGUGAUUGGCGUGGAUGUCGGUGGCACAAACACCGACUCGGUGCUGUUAGAUCCAACCAGAGCCACGGUUGGUGAGUCUGUUAUCAGCUGGAGCAAGCAGGUGACAUCGGCCAGCGCUGCGGAAGCGAUUGAGCAAUCAGUCGAAGCGCUGUUCCAAUCACAGACCAGCGUGGUGAAAACGGACGUGCUCAGCGUCACCAUCGGGACCACACAUUUCAUAAAUGCCGUGGUGGAGCGAGAUUGCUCCAAGUUGGCUAGAGUUGCUGUAUUGAGGCUUUGUGGGCCUUACUCACACAGCGUACCGCCGUUCACAGACUUCCCCAGAGACCUGGCGGAUGUGAUAAAGGGCUACGUCGGAUAUCUGAAGGGUGGCUAUCACGUUGGUGGGGAGCAGAUCGAACGGCUGGACGAGUCCGAGGUUGUUGAGCACGCCCGUAGGAUCAGAGACCUGGGGCUCAAGGCCAUUGUCGUCACUGGUGUGUUCUCUCCGGUGUUCUCACAACAAGAGCAAGCCGUUGCUUCCUUGCUGACAGAGGAGCUUGGAGAUGUCAGCGUUGUCGUCUCACAUGAGCUCAGCGGGGUUGGGUACCUGGAGCGUGAGAACCUGAGCAUUCUGAAUGCUUCGGUCAAGCGGUAUUCCACGAGGAUGAUUAGAGCGUUUGCGAAAGCGGUGAGAGAGACACAGAUCGAGGCACCGAUCUUGCUCACACAGAACGAUGGGACUGUGCUUACAGUGCCGGAGGCCCUGAAGGUUCCCAUCCGAACGUUCUCCUCUGGUACGACGAAUUCGAUGAGAGGAGCCUCUUUCCUCCUGGGGAGCCUUGAAGGCCAGAAGGUCAUCGUGGUUGAUGUUGGCGGUACUACGACAGACGUGGGGCUCCUCUUGGAGUCUGGCUAUCCACGUAAGACAUCAUCUUUCUCAUUUAUCGGGGGUGUCAAGACAAGGUUGGCGAUGCCUCAAGUAGAGAGCGUUGGGCUCGGUGGAGGAUCAAUAGUUCGGAUUACAGAAAACAACGACGUGAGCAUUGGUCCUGACUCAAUAGGAAGCGAUUUGACAAGGUCUGUUGUUGGAGGAGGAGAUACUCUCACUGCUUCUGACGUUGCCAUAUGUGCGCAACUUGAGGAGGAAGAUCACUCUUCCAAUAUCUAUGCGUUUGGUGAUCCUGAGAGAGUUAGAGGGAAAGUUGCAAAGCACAUCGUUCACCAUUACCGGUGUAAAGUUGUUGAAACUGUUGAGAAAGUUGUUGAUCGUAUGAAAACGUCCCCGGAAGACAUUCCAGUGCUUCUUGUCGGUGGUGGGUCGUUCAUCCUACCUUCUAACAUUAGAGGUGCUUCUGAAGUUCGGAGACCAGAAUUCUUUGCCGUGGCCAAUGCAAUAGGUGCUGCUAUUGGCAAGAUCAGCUCGAUUGCCCAGUCGUUUGGUAGCAUUGAUAACAAGGAUGCAAUGAUUGAGAAGCUUAAAAAAGAAGCUGUUGCAAGAGCCAUCACUAAGGGAGCCAUGGAGGACACCAUCAGAAUCAUUGACAUUGCCGAAGAGGAGAUCCCAUACACAAAUAUGCACAGGUUUGAAGUCAAAGCUAUAGCUGAUGUUGAUUAUAAGAGAUUGAAGCAGAUCACAGUCAACUUGGACGAUGAUGUUUAUGUACCAGAGUCCGUUCCAGUGACCAACAAACAUGUUCCUGAGUUGAGAAUGAAAGAGCCAACUGUUGAUUAUAGGAGAUAUAAACCGUCUGUGAUUAAUAAAGAGUGGAAUCUGAGCACCACGGACUUGGAGUUCUUGAGAAUUGGCACGUAUAUCUUAGGAUGUGGUGGUGGCGGAGACCCGUAUGCCCAAUACUUAUCAGCCAAAAUCCUAUUACAACGUGGCUAUCGGAUGACAGUUGUUGAUGCAGAUAUGGAGAAGGAUUACAAUUCUAUCAGCGUGGGAUUUGUUGGCUCGCCAACCGUUGCGAAUGAACGUAUUCAGGGAUCUGAGAUCAUGACGGCUUACAAGAUGUUGAGCUUCAGUAACAACGUUGAUAGCGUUCUAGGGUUGGAAAUCGGAGGAGGGAACGGGUUCCAAGCCUUACUACUCGGCGCAGAGCUUGGAAUCAAGAUCAUUGAUGGUGAUCUUAUGGGGAGAGCAUAUCCAAUGAUCUGGCAAAUCACCCCCAAUGUGUGUAGCGAGUACCCAUGCUUCUCUCCAUGUGCUAUAAGUGAUGGCAAUGGCAACGACAUUCUGAUUAAAAAUACAAAGUCAAACAAGUCUGCUGAAGAUGUCAUACGAGCGAUCUUGAGUGAGCUUGGUCUCUUUGUGGGAUUGGUAACGGAGGUGAAGAAUGUCAAUCGAGUGCUCGUCAGGAACAGUGUAUCAUUGGCAUGGAGGAUUGGGCGGGCAGUAUGCAUUGCCAAACAAAAUGCAGACUUGGGGAACGUUUCGACUCGCAUAGUCGAAUGUCUAGGACAGAACGCUGCCGUGCAACUGUUCCAAGGAAAGAUCGUGGGCGUUGAGAAGAAAGUUCGGAAAGGCUAUGUGUUUGGUGAGGUUAUCAUUGAGAAUGAAGCCCACACCAUGAAGGUACAGUUCCAGAAUGAAAACAUCUACGCUACAAUCGACGGAGAGGUUGUGGCCUCGGUUCCAGACCUGAUCUCUGUCAUUGACUCAGAAACCGGCGAGGCCGUCGGGACGCCAGACUACAGAUAUGGCAUCUUGGUAGUGGUCCUGGCCCUAUCACCAAGUAACCUAUGGACAGACACCGAGAGGGCGCUACAGAUCGGUGGGCCGAGUGCUUUCGGACUCGACGAAGUUCACUACACGCCCACGGGCCAGUAUUCCAAGCCUGCCAGUGUCAUUGACCAGUACACGUAG